UCGUUGGGAAGUCUAUUUAACGCGGUUGUAGCGUAGUUUGCGGCGGAAUAAAUAACAAAAAUUCUGACAAGUGAAAAAUGUGUUACAGUCUAUUGUGAUUGUGUAUUAUUACAUUAAAAUUGUUAUAUUAUUUUUCUAACACUUAAAUAUUUAUACGUGAAACUUUCAAAAUGAGGUUAGCAGGAGCGAUUUUCACGAAUGUGACGAAAAUGCUUGAUUUCUACUCGCAGUUCAACCCUUCGCCGUUGUCCAUCAAACAAUUCAUAGACUUCGGUCUGAACGCUUGCGAGAGCAAAUCAUUCACGUUCCUAAAAAAGGAGCUACCAGUCAGGCUCGCGAACAUAAUGAAGGAGAUAGCGCUACUCCCUGAGAACCUACUUCGAAUGCCUUCGGUGGGCUUAGUCAACCAAUGGUACGAGCGCUCAUUCGAGGAAAUAACACGCUUUGAACAGAUGGAACCAGAUCCUCCGACGCUGACCCAAUUCUGCGAACGUCUUGUCCACAUAAGGAACCGGCACGCUGACGUCGUUCAGACGAUGGCCCAGGGUGUGCUAGAGCUGAAAGAGUCUCACGAAGUGGAUCCCGGAACGGAGAACUCCAUACAAUACUUCCUGGACAGAUUCUACAUGAGUCGGAUAUCUAUUCGGAUGCUUAUUAACCAGCACACUCUGUUGUUUGGCGAGCAGCUUGGCGGCAAGCAGGCGUCGGUCAAUGGGAUCGGCAAUGGUGGCCGUCACAUCGGCUCCAUAGACCCGGCCUGUGACGUCGUGGCCGUCGUUAGGGACGCUUACGAGAACGCAAGGUUCCUCUGCGACAGAUACUACUUAGCCUCACCAGAGCUGGAGGUACUGCAGGACGGAGUGUCGAGUCUGCGCCCGAUGCCCAUAGUGUAUGUGCCCUCGCACCUCUACCACAUGCUGUUUGAACUAUUCAAGAACGCCAUGAGAGCCGUCAUGGAGAACCACGGCACUGCCCCGCCGCCGAUACAAGUUAACCUCGUCAACGGGAAAGAGGACAUAUCCGUUAAGAUGUCUGAUCGCGGCGGCGGCAUCCCGCGCAGCGUGUCGGAGCUUCUGUUCAAGUACAUGUACAGCACGGCGCCGCAGCCCUCCAAGUCCGACUCGCACACGGUGCCGCUAGCGGGUUACGGAUACGGGCUGCCUAUCUCGCGUCUGUACGCGCGGUAUUUCCACGGCGACCUGGUGCUGGUAUCGUGCGAGGGUUACGGCACGGACGCCGUCAUCUACCUCAAGGCUCUAACGAACGAAGCCAACGAGCUACUGCCGGUCUUCAAUAAGACGUCUUCGAAGUUCUACCGCCCCUCGUCCCAGCUGGCGGACUGGUCCGGCACCCUCAACUCCUCGAAUCAGUGCAGGAGGGAGAAGGUGUCUCCGCUCUCAUCACCGAUAUCGCAUAGCCUAUAGUCCCCUAGGUUGGUGGAAGUGCGGCCGCCGCGAUUCAGGUAUUCAGAU
Molecule: messenger RNA, 1472 nt
Organism: Bombyx mandarina (wild silkworm)
Lineage: Eukaryota; Metazoa; Arthropoda; Insecta; Lepidoptera; Bombycidae
Gene: Pdk
Product: pyruvate dehydrogenase kinase
Biological process (GO): regulation of glucose metabolic process; protein phosphorylation
Cellular component (GO): mitochondrion
Molecular function (GO): pyruvate dehydrogenase (acetyl-transferring) kinase activity
Source: RefSeq, a predicted model, not a curated record